GUAUGACCAAUGACGGCAUUUCAAAUAUGGUGGAAGUGGGCUAGCGGGCUGUAUUUUCGUGGGUUAGGAUUUAAUUAUGAGGACGGCAUUCGCGUUACAAGUUAUCACGGACGUAUCAUUGUGGCUUUGCAACUAAUAGCAGCACACGUUUGACGUUCUUGCUAUUUUCGAAACGAGUGACAGUGACCUCUGUGGUUUUUAAAUAAACUAUACCUUUUGAUCUUUAAAUUCUAUAUAGGUUUAAAGUACAGUGCAGUGUUGUACAAUGGUUAUUUAGCCAAUUUUACAUUUAAGAAGAAUGCAGGAAGAUCCUUUCCCAGCAGCAGAACGGAUUCUUUCUGAUAUAGAGUCUGUUUUCAUAAAGGAUCCAGAAUUGAAGGAAUUUGAUAUUCUCCCUAUUACUUUGAAUCAAAACAAAUCUCCUGUUCAUCAUGUUGAAAACUGUUUAGGAUUGGAACUAUGGUGUGUUCGACAUGUUUAUUCUUAUGCAUAUCAUCGCUUAUUUGAUAUGCGUCAACAAAAAAACCGUAGAGCUGAUCCAGAGGUGCAGUCUCGAUUAUUAAUUGGAGCAUUAUUACUGAAUCCCGAUGUUCAGACAUUUUGGAACAUGCGUCGUGAAUUAGUUCAAGCAUGUAGACUUGAUUGUCAUACUGAACUUCGUUUUACUUCUAUUGUUUUGUCUCGAAAACCAAAGUGUUCUGAAGCUUUUUCAUAUCGCAAGUGGAUUGUUACAAAAUUAGUGACAGGUGGGGAAAAUGGACAGUCCCUCUUAAAUCGUGAAUUAAAUGUGGCAAAGACCGCUGCAAAUCGUUAUGCUAAUAACUACCAUGCAUGGCAGCAUUGCAUAUGGAGCUUGGUGCACCUUGCACCUUGUGACAUGUAUCCUGAAAUACAUCUGGAAGAAUGGACAGCUACUCGAAUAUGGGUAUCCAUGCAUAUUUCUGACCAUAGUGGUUGGCAGUAUCGACAGUAUAUUCUCCAACAGUUAUGUGGACCGCUAGGAAGUAAAAUUCCUCAUACUCAUGAAGAAAAUUAUUUGUAUAGGUACAUUCAACCCCUGCUUCACAGUAGCAAUGUGACACAGAAGCCAAGUGAUUCUGAUUCACAACUUCCAAGUGCUAAAGGUGAUCCAGACCAACCAUUUCAAUAUCCUUUUGCCGAGGACAUAAAAAAAUGUUCCAAUAUGAGAAUAGUGCAGUGUUUAAAUUUUGUGUUAUCUGAAAUUGACCUAAGUACUGAUUUAAUAACAAGAUAUCCAGGCCAUGAAGCAUUGUGGUAUCAUCGGCGCUUUCUUCUGUCUUUCUUAAAGUCAUUCAUAGAUCAGAAUAAUUGUAUUAUUAUCAGUGGAGAAAAUUCUGAUUGUAGAAAGCACAAAAACACAUUCUCAAGUACUGCAUUGAACAACUAUGAUUUGAGUGCAGAGUGUGUUUCAUUUCAGUCACGUGCAAGUGGAGGUUCUUCUGGGGAAGUGACAUCAUCAUCUGAUAUUCAUGUUUUUGAAAUAAUUAGAGAAAUGUUGUACCUAGUUGCCCAAGCAAUGUCAAAACAUGAGAAAUGUUUUGUUAGUUCAUGUGUUGCUGGAGAUGAAAACCAACAGAGAUUCUGUUCUCAGUAUAAUACAUGGUUAACUCAAGUGUUACGCCUUUCUGUUUCUACAUAAGAUAUAAGGCUGAAUUCAUAGUCGUCACUUAUAGGAUAAGCGAAGCCUUAAGUGAUAAGUGCUUUCUCAAAAUAAGUGUUCAUUUACAGGCGCUUGUAUUUCAUAGACGUUCCUUUCGACCGCGGAGUAAGUGUUCUCUUAAGAAGAAGGGAAAUGUGACCACAUGGCAUUGGCGGCAGCUGUUUCGACGUUUUUUGGCAACCAAGUUUACACACAUACAUUAUCUUGUGCAAAGGGCGUCCAAUUUAACAGGGGGAGGACACUCCAAUGUCGAAUUGACGUUGUAUUCUGCGACCACUUAUCUCUCUCGUUUGUUGUGUUUAUAAUACUUAACAUCAGUUUCAAUUGAUUUCACAUUAACUUAUGCUCUAGUAUAAAUAAUGUAAAUGGUAUGAACAUAGGCCUGCCAAUAUUGGUAAUGGAUUAUUAACAUAUCAUGUAAUAAAAAUGUCAACCCCGUAUAGUAUUAACAUACAUUCCAUUUUACCACAAUUUAAAUUCACUUGUUAUUCAUAAUUGUAAAUUCAUAAUUACUUAUAAUAGGUCUUAUAAAUAAGUAAUGAGUAAAAGUUAAAAAUUUUGGAAACAUACCUGAAAGUUGCAGAAAAUCUCAAUGCAAUGAGAACUUUUAAUAAGGGAGAAAUUGGCAGUUCUCGUUUAAUCAUUGGGACUUCGUCGAUUGUCAGUUUAAGUAUAUGCAGUACAGUAGUUUUAUUGAAACAAAACCACUUUCAGAAUCGUUCAUCAUUGUACAUUUCCAAUGGGUUGCUCAUAUCUUUUGUAUAUCUCUUUUAAUUUCGCAGUUUGUGUUGAGUAUAAAACUGAAAGUAAUCUUGAAUGUCCUUUUCCAUAACAUUUCACAAAUUGAAUGUUUUAUCUGGCUUCACUAUAUGAAUACAAGCAAAAUGAAUUCGGUUGUCAGACAACGCGGCGUUAACUAGGUUAACGGCUAAACUGGUUACGACUGACGAUGCAAGGGAGCCAUAAGGGACACUUAAAGGAGCAGGCUGCUUCCCUUAUAGGAAUGAGUGCUCACUUAAGACUUCACUUAAGGGCUGUUUAUUAAUAUGAUUUGUGUACUUAGGGAACACUCAGUGUAAGUGACAACUAUGAAUUCGGCUCAUAUUCAUUUAAAAACUCACUGAUUAUAUUGUAUAUAUUUCCUUAUGAAAUUAUGUAUGUUGGUUGAUAUUAAACUUUUAAAAAUGAAAUGAGCAUUACAUGCAAUUGUUUUGCACAAUUUCUUGAAUUUAAAGAUCUGUUACUCUUGAAGUAUUGAUUAAAUGCAAGUUGUAUGCCAGUUUUUUGAUUUUGGGGUUUAAGACAACCUAAUAUAUGCAUACAAUAAGCUAUCUAAUUAGAUAUAAACAGAGUGAAUUAUGCUAAAGAUGGCUAAAGAAUGAAUGAUGUUUUCACUAACUGGCUAAAAAAGGGAAAUUGUUUGAAUUUUGAAUUCUAAUGAAAGCAAAUUAAUUACUUUUGCCCCAGAAAAACGAUAUAUUUUCCAAUUAAAUAAUAUGGCUAAGAAAUGUGGAUUGUAGAUAAUACAUGGUCUUCAUUGAGAUUUAACACUACCCUUAGUUUUGGUUAAUUUACAAAUUGAAAAAACCAAAUGGAAAAACCCCUUCACUAAUAGUCUACUAAUCAAAACAUGCAUCAAUUAUAAAUUGGCAUUUUCAGAUUCAUGUCACUUCAAGAUGGAAGUUUUAAAUAGACUACUUUAUCUUCCAUAUAUGAUGGUUUGGUUCAAUUUUACUAUAAAAUUAAUUUUGCCUUAAUUGUUAUACACUUUAGCUACAAGUCAUUAUUAUUAUUAUUAUUAUUAUUAUCGUUUUUAACUGUGACACUAUCUUAACUUUUCACACUUAUCACACUUAUAAUUAUUAUGUAGUGUGUUUCUCAAUAAAUAUUUCUUUUAAUGGUUGAGAAUAUAAAUAAUUGAUAGUUAACAAAAUCACCCUAUUUUCUGUUUAUGCAGUAAAUAUUCUUGUGCUUUCUAGACUUAUCUAAGAAUCGGAUCACACAUACAUCCUUUACAUUUAGUUAAAAUAGUUUUGCAAUACUUGUUAUAGUGAAGACAUGAUACAUGUAUUAGCCACAGUACAAAUAUAAUGAAAAAAGAAUUGGAUUUUAAGUCUUGAACACAACAUAAUCAUAAUUCUUAGCAAUCUUGUUCUCAACAUGUAUUCUGUAUAUUUAAUUUCUUCUUGGAGAAACCUGUUUUGGAGACCACUUUUCAUCAUUAAUGUAUGAAACAGUUAAGUUGUUUAAUAUCUUUCAGAAACUUCUUGUUAACUGAAAAGGGAUACUUUGUCAUUGUGGAAAUAAAUUUAGUGACAUUCUUUCAUAAGGAAAAUAUGCAAAACUAUGAAAGUAUUGAUAGAAGGAGAGUGAAAGUUGCUAUUAGAGGUUUUCAUUAGUUAACAUAGUAGAAGGAAAUUAAAAGAAUCCAAAAUGUAUUCUCAUGAGAAAAUGUUGCAAGAAGAUAAAAACUUAGAAGAAUAUGUUCAGCAAGAGAGUUUGCUGAAGGAUAAAGCAAGCACAUUAUAGCUUGCAGAGAAGUGGAUCAUUAUAUAUUACUACUCUUCGCUAACUGUAAAUCAGUAUAUUAUAUGACAUUGAAAUAGUAAAUGGAAAGUGGUAGGAAUAAAUAUUUCAUACAGUUUUGUUUAUAUAAUAAGAAAGUAUCUGCAAUUGUUGAGAGAAACAAAGUCACCCGAAUGCACUGGAAUAUAUUUUCUCAUAACUUUUUAGACCUUCUUUAGAAAUAAGUAGAUAUUUCUCUUCAGUGUCAUUUAUUGAAAUGUUUAUAUUUUAUUUAUAUAGUUUUUCAUUUCUCUAAAACCACAAAUCCUGUUAGUGCAGUAUAGUAAUCGGAUGUUCUUACAAUAAUGUUAGAAGAUAAGAUAUUACUAUUGUACAUUGUAUGAUCCUUUUUCAAUGAUUAAUCAGUUGAAUUGUAACUAUGACAAAGAAAAAAAAUGUAGUUUCUGAUACUCGGGAAGCUUGUUCUUAAAUGCAAUGGUUUAUACAAGAGAUGCUAUUUAGAAAGUUUCGUAUUGAAUAUGGCGUAAAGGGUUCCUUAAGAUUGAAGGUCCACAGCUUAUCGAUUCCAAUUAUUUCUGAAGUAGAAAUGCGAGAUUUUGUGAUGUUCGGUGUAAAUUUGCUUUUCUCCUUAUGGCUUUAUUCCAUUUUGGUGCAUAAUAUAGCGCUUGUUCCUAAUCUCAUCUUUGAUACUAAUAAGCAUUAAGGUGUGGACAGAGUAAGUUGAUUUUUAAUUAUCAAGGAAAAAAUAGAAUUGACUCAAUAUGCACAGUAUUAUAUAGGGAGUUUUUGUACAAGUGAAUCAUAAGAGAAGAGAGUGAUGCACAUAAUUCUCUAGUAAAUGUGUUUAGAUGUUGCAGUUUACUGCAACAAUUGUGCUCUUGCUGUACCCAGCUGAGUAUUAGGGAUAAUCUUUUAAGAUGCUUCCAGGGAAUAGGUUACUAAUGUAUACUACAGAAUAAUUCAUCUACAUUUAAGAUGGGUAUUGUGUGUUAAUGAACAAACAAACUUGUAAAUAUGAAGUUAUACAAAAGCAAUUUUACUGCACAUUGUAUGGAUUAGGGUGGUGUUAAAAAAUGAAAGUUAAACAUUUUCUCAAUUUUAACUCUUGGAUCAGUUCAGAAUAAAAAAUAAAUUUAAAAAAUUAGAAAUGAGCUGUGCAAUAUUUCAGAUCAUUAAUAACAAAAUCGUAAUUUAAAAAGGACUUGGAAAUCAAUAUUUUUCAGACUUUCAAAUGUUCUAAUUCUAAAAUGUGUAUCCUGUACUUAAAGAGGUAGCUAAACCCAAAUCCAAUGUCAAAAAUUUGUUUUGAUUUCUUUAAAACUCUCAUUUUUUUGUAAAAAUUAUAUUGUAUUGGAUAGUUAUGAUGAAAGUUGUCAAAACAUAAGAAAAUAAAAAGUUACAUUCAUAUGUUUAAAAAAAAUCACAAUUUCCUAUGUUAAUCCUUUUUAAAUUUCAAACCUUGAGAGGCAUUUAACUUUCAUUUUUCAAAGCCAUCCUUGUAUGCUCAUUUUUUAAGAACUUAUAUUAUGUUAUCUCACAGAAUAACUUGUUCAUUAUCAGCUAGUUUCAGACAAAUACUACUGCUGCAUGUUUACUAAGUGAUUCAUUAAUGUGACUGUACCCAGGAUUCUGUUCAGCCCACGAGUUGAAAGAAAUGUAUCACCUUUGUGGCAACCAUUUCCCUUCUGUGAUAGUAAAGUAUAAAUUAGGAAAUAAGUACAAAAUGUAAUUACUUCAUUACUUGUACCAUAUGGUGGUCAUAUUGGUGAUAUAUUUUUUAUUUAAAAUGAGAGGGAAUUCUUUGCUAGUUUUCUACACAUUCCAGUAUUGUUACUUCAGAUUAUGUAAAUAUCUGUGGUUCAGUUUUGAAUAAUUUCCUUUGAAGUGUCCCUGCAGCUAUUAAUGACUGUGGUUAUUGUAUUUUCUUCACAGAAAAUCUAUCUGCAUGAUGUGUGGUAAAGUCCAUUAUGCAGUCUUAGCAUUAUAAACCAACGUAGCUUUCAGAUUUCUUAAUGAAACUUGGAUUGUACAGAUAAGUGUGUCAAAAAGCACUACUAAUUGCAAACAUUGAGAUAACUAUCUCUUCCCAUCAAUUUUAAAUUGUACAUCUUUGAUGUGUAUCAUAAUCUCUUAUGUAAACACUUAAGUUCAUUAUUUUUUAAUCAAAGAGUUAUUGUAUAUUUAACUGUUAAUUUAAUUUGUCCUGUGUUUUUAUUAAUCUUUCCGUCUCAUUUUCAAUGUUUGCAUUGGGUAGUGAUGUUCGGUUCGUGAUUGUUUCCUCAUACGAUGUCCUAAAAUAUUUACAUGUCAGAAAACAACUCCAAAAAGAAAUAACAAUCUGUUGUAUGUCAUCUGACCAGUAGGCAAAAGCUCUAGUGUACUUGUUGGGAGUGUAUUGGCUGAAAAGAAAGACAAUUUCUUGUCUUGUUCUGAGCAAAUUAUUCUAACAUGCAUUCCUUUUUCACUGUCUACUUCGGUAUGAGAAUAAUUCAUGUACCUGGAUGUGCUUAAAUAUUGAUAAUAGAUUGUAUAAUCAUUAAGAGAAUGAAGAUAAUUUGUUUAACUGAAAUUAGGUUUUUUGUGUAAACUUUUCCAUAUGCUUCUAUAAUAAGAUUGAAAUUAUAUGAUAGAAGUACUCAGGUUUAGCUGCUGUGUUAUUUUAAGUCUCUUUAAAGAACAUAAAAUCAAUAUUUCCUUGUUGUGCCAAAACUUCUAUAUUAAUGGAAAUAAUUCAGUUUAUAAUAUGACCAUACAUUUAUUCAACUCAUUUGCUGAUAUCCUUCUUUUUCUUAAGAACAAAAGAGUAAUGGCAUCAAAAUUUGUGAUAUGUUUGAUAGAUUCAGGAAAUUCAUGAAAAAUUUGCAACUAUCCUAUUUUUCAUGAAAAAAAAAAACAAACAAAAAACCCUUGUAAAAACAGAUAAGAAUACAGUGUUAAUCUUAAUCUCAAAAAUAAAACAGUAUCACAAAAUUACUCACAAUAUACCUAAACAGCUAAAUCUGGUUCCCUGCACUGAAUUUUGAUGGUGCUGAUUAAUGAAAUAAUUGAGCUAUUAUUUUGCUCUAUUGUCAUGUGUCCUGUUGAAAAUUGUGGUCUAAGAAUAUUUUAUGAAGUCUUUCAAUUCAUUGUAUCAUAGGAAGGUGCUCAAAGUAUAGAAUCUAAAAGAGCAAAUGUCUUAGGAUAUAUCUUAAGAUUCUCGUUACUUUUGUGCCAUAGAUUUAAAUCUUAUUGCCUCUGUGGAACUUGAGAUAUGCAAUAAAACUGGUUAAUAAAUUUUGUUAUGCAGUUUCCCACUUGUAUUCACUUUUAGGCAUAAUUACUAGACUUUCU
Messenger RNA from Gryllus bimaculatus (two-spotted cricket), 7537 nucleotides. Lineage: Eukaryota; Metazoa; Arthropoda; Insecta; Orthoptera; Gryllidae. The record is from the annotation of a GenBank genome assembly.